UGUCGAGGAGUAUAUAUAUUAAAGAGAGGGACUGCAUCAUUAUUUCAAUCCGCGCCAUUCUUUGAUAGCGCGUUUGUGCUUGCCAGGGCGUUUGCGUCGAUGGCAUCGUUCGCACGGUUUGUCACGUCAUCUUACUGACCUUGCAAUGGUGUAGCACAAACACCGAAUCGCGGGUUUUGCUCGACACUUGUAGUUGCAAUUCGGGAAUCGGUCGACAGCGCGACAUGACUGGUGCCGGGUUUGCCUUGUCGGCGGUGAUCGUGCUUUUGAGUGCACUGGGUCGUGUCGUGGGAUCCGCCGUACUUCUGGAGGAACAUCGCGUCUACUCGUCGUCACAGAAGUACGACUACGUCGGGGGCGUCGAUGUCUACUGCUGGGAACCACGACACAAUGCCCCGAGCUACUUCGAUGUCUUCAGGACAGCCACGGUCAAGUUUUCCGUCGCUCCCAAUGACCUGCAACUGUUCACCGGUGAAGAUGAGCAGACCGUGCAGCAGAAGUACUUCCACAGUGGCGUCGAUUUUUCCUUUUUGGCGACGAAAUUGCAGCGCAAGGUGAGCUUUCUGAACAGUCGCCACCGCCGCUGCUUUGGCGUGUUUUCGAGAGACGCUUACGAGUUCGCGUUCGUGCUCAGCGUCAACCAUCCGGGCAUUGCUCAGUUCUGCUUCGGCAUCGUCGCUUUCUUCGUGGCCCCCGUCGUUUCCCGUAGAGCUGCCGUUUUCUACACCUGCGGCACCAGCAUCGGCGUCUUCGUGUUCCCUCUGAUUGCGGUGUUCCUCGUGAGUCGCUUGCUCCCGCGCAGGGCCGCAGGUGUCGCCCUCGUGCUUUGCGGCUGGUCGCUGGUCGUGUCGUGGCUCGAGUUCCUCUGGUCAAACGUGCAGGACGUCGUGGACAACUACCAACAUUUCGUCGUCUGCUACGUCGUCGGUUCGGCUGCCUUGAGUUUCGCCGUCUGCUAUCGUGUCGGACAACCGAGCAACCCUCGAACGCUUAACUUGAUUCAGUGGUCGCUGCAGUUGGUCGGUUUGACCUGCGUCUACUUUUCGUCUGACAGGAGCGACGUGAUGGCGGGCGUGGUAGUUGUGAUGGUGUCGACCUACCUGGUGCAGUUCUGGUCGCGCAGGCCUCCCGCCUCAAACGCCAACCGUUCGACACCUACCGUACUGUUGACACCUGCUGUCGAACAGGGCGCAACGCCGACAGAUUCGCCAAGAGCGUCGAGCUGCACACACUUCGGUGACGAUGGCAUGUGGACUAUAGUUACGAAGAUUCGGGCUCCCCAAGCUAAGAAAAUCGCGAUGUGUAUCCGUGCUGACGACGGCAUACGCUCGCCGAGACAAUGGGUGACGUUGUCGGAACGUGACAUGCUCGACAAUAGUGGGGACGAGUUUGACCAUUUCCUCGAGGAACCAAAUGUGGAUGAGCCCGACAACACAUAUUGAGUGCAGUCAUAACCUUGGCGGUUAUAUCUCUCACGAGUUGUGUAUCGGAGCGGUGCAUUGAUCUUAACACAACGUACUAGGCGAUCUGUUAACUUGAAUGCUCAAUAUUGCCGCGGCGGCCCGUUGUUCGGGACCCCUUUAGUUGAAAGUGCCGGUACAUGUCCCCCCCCCCCCCCCCCCCCCCCCGCAUACCUGACCACGUUUUCCCGAUAAAUUUCGUCACUGAUCUGCUUUGUUUAUACUGUACUUCAAUGGAAACAUGAAAAACUGGCUAACUGCAUAUUUAUUCUAUAAGCAAAUGAGUUUAAGGUUGUUGAGAAUCGGUGGUGUGUGUGAAAGUUUGUGGAAUGCAUACCCAAACAAAAACGUUUUAUGGUUGUAUCAUUUAUCAUUUGGAGCCAUCACUGAGGUGAGCAAGGUACUUCGACCUGGACAGUCUUUACAAAAGUCUCGGGGCAAAAUGCUUGUACAUCUCAAUCCCUUAUUGACCUUUUAUCCAAACACAGUGCAAAUUGUCAUAGGCAAAAAGUUGGGGCCUCGCAUGCAAACUCACUGGUAAUUGAUAGCAAGAACUGAAAAAGCUUGCAGAAUAGGGUAGCAGCAGCCUCUUUUUUCUUUUUCAGCAUCUAUGAUCUAUUGGGUCAAAUAGUCAGUCUUUCAAAAGGCGCCUGCUUUACACAUAAAACGCAUCUUCUGGCUAAUAUAUAAGCCUAACUUCCAUAGGCAAUUAUUGUGUGCCUCACUGAGACGCUGUAGGAUCAUUUAUUUCAUGUGCAGCGAGCCAGUUCUUUGUUUUAUUAUUAUGAACAACUUCAAAAGAUAACUUCACUUAUCACUGGUUUGUUUUCUAUUGAAGUUUGUACGAAAAUGUGAUUUUCAGUUCUGUCAUUCCAUAAAGCACUCGACACCUUUG
Messenger RNA from Dermacentor albipictus, 2355 nucleotides. Its product is annotated as nuclear envelope integral membrane protein-like. The record is from RefSeq and is a predicted model, not a curated record. Lineage: Eukaryota; Metazoa; Arthropoda; Arachnida; Ixodida; Ixodidae. Gene Ontology annotation, cellular component: nuclear envelope.